This is a messenger RNA of Equus caballus (horse), 6403 nucleotides long. It is a transcript of the gene COL22A1, whose product is annotated as collagen type XXII alpha 1 chain. The record is from RefSeq and is a predicted model, not a curated record. Lineage: Eukaryota; Metazoa; Chordata; Mammalia; Perissodactyla; Equidae.
CGCGCUCCGGGCUGGGAAUCCCAGCGCUCCGGCCACUGCGCCCCUGGGGGCACCCAGCAGCUUUGUUCUUGGGCAGCAGCUGGGCUGGCUGCCGCCGCUGCAUUUCUCCCCGGGAAGUGUCUCCCUUUCCCUAUUUUUGUUUCUCCCACACUUUCUAGUUCAUCCUCUAAGUUUCAAGCCUUGCGUAUUUACGGUAUUUAUUUAGCUAUUUGUUUUAAAACCAGCUCUCUCUCGGGACCCCUGGCCUGGGGGAAGCCCCCAGACUUGUUACUAACAAGUCUUGUCUAGGGAGUGAGUUUGUUCGAUUUUGGGGGGAAGGGGGCGUGGGGUUGCCGGCAGGUGACCCCCCCUCAGGAGGGGGCUGCCGAGGCUGGCGUCUUCUCCUGGCUACUGCUUCUAGUGCACCCGGCCCUGGACGGAACCCCAGCUGGCAUUCCGCUGAGCUCCUUCCCUCUCAGGAAAUGCUCCGGUAGACCCAAAGGGUGUCUCUUCCUGGCCAAGAAAUGCUUGUCCCCAAGCACAAGAGAGCUGUGGUCAGCCUCCGAGGGAACACUGUGGCCUGCCUUCUCUGGAUGCUGCUGCUAUGGAGUGGGGACAGUGGCUGUCAGGCCCAGAGGGCAGGUUGCAAAACUGUCCACUAUGACCUGGUCUUCCUCUUGGACACCUCCUCCAGCGUGGGCAAGGAGGACUUUGAGAAGGUCCAGCAGUGGGUGGCCAACCUGGUGGACACCUUCGAGGUGGGCGCCGACCACACCCGCGUGGGGGUCGUACGCUACAGUGACCAGCCGACGACGGCCUUUGAGCUGGGCCACUUCAGGUCACGGGAGGCAGUCAAAGCGGCUGCGCGGCGCCUGGCCUACCAUGGUGGCAACACCAACACAGGGGAUGCUCUGCGGUAUAUCACCCGUCACAGCUUCUCCCCGCAGGCCGGCGGCCGCCCCGGGGACCGCGCCUUCAAGCAGGUGGCCAUCCUCCUGACUGAUGGCCGCAGCCAGGACCUGGUCCUGGAUGCUGCGGCCACCGCCCACCGUGCAGGCAUCCGCAUCUUUGCCGUGGGCGUCGGGGAGGCGCUGAAGGAGGAGCUGGAGGAGAUCGCCUCGGAGCCUAAGUCGGCCCACAUCUUCCACGUGUCUGACUUCAAUGCCAUCGACAAGAUCCGGGGCAAGCUGAGGCGCCGCCUGUGUGAAAAUGUGCUCUGCCCCAGCGUCCGUGUGGAGGGAGAUCGCUUCAAGCACAUUAAUGGCGGAACCAAGGAGAUCACAGGUUUUGACCUGAUGGACUUGUUCAGUGUGAAGGAGAUCCUGGGCAAGAGAGAGAAUGGAGCGCAGAGUUCCUAUGUCCGGAUGGGAGCCUUCCCCGUGGUGCAGAGGACCGAGGAUGUGUUCCCACAAGGUUUGCCUGAUGAGUACGCCUUUGUCACAACCUUCCGGUUCAGGAAAACAUCUCGGAAAGAAGACUGGUACAUCUGGCAGGUCAUCGACCAGUACGGCAUCCCGCAGGUGUCCAUUCGGUUGGACGGUGAGAACAAGGCAGUCGAGUACAACGCCGUGGGCGCCAUGAAGGAUGCUGUCAGAGUGGUUUUCCGCGGUCCCCUGGUCAACGACCUCUUUGACCGGGACUGGCACAAGAUUGCCCUGAGCAUCCAGGCCCAGAAUGUCUCCCUCUAUGUCGACUGUGCGCUGGUGCAGACGCUGCCCAUCGAGGAGAGGGAGAACAUCGACAUCCAGGGGAAGACUGUGAUCGGCAAGCGCCUCUAUGACAGCGUGCCCAUCGAUAAAAUUUGGAAAAUAAGUGAAAAUCAUCCUCAUUCCACCAACCAGGGAUCAAAACUGUUUGAUCUACAGCGGAUCGUGAUUUACUGUGACUCCCGACACUCAGAAUUGGAGACUUGUUGUGACAUCCCCUCGGGCCCGUGCCAGGUGACAGUGCUGAGAGAGCCUUCACCCCCGCCGCUACAACCUCCCACCGCCGGCAGUGAGCAGAUCGGGUAUUUGAAGACAAUCAACUGCUCCUGCCCAGCUGGAGAAAAGGGUGAAAAGGGCUCUGAUGGCCCCGCAGGGCUCCCCGGCCCAAAGGGAGACAUGGGAGCCACUGGGCUGGUUGGAGCUCCUGGACCCAAGGGAGAGAAAGGCGACGUGGGCAGAGGACCUUUUGUCCAAGGAGAAAAGGGUGAAAAGGGUUCCCUGGGCCCGCCUGGUCCCCCUGGGAGAGACGGCAGCAAAGGCAUGCGGGGGGAGCCAGGAGAGCCGGGGCUACCUGGAGAGGUGGGCAUGCGGGGAUCCCAAGGACCACCUGGGCUUCCCGGACCUCCUGGACAUGUUGGAGCUCCUGGUCUCCAAGGAGAACGAGGUGUAAAGGGAGCCCGAGGAGAAAAGGGGGAGCGAGGUCUGGAUGGAUUCCCCGGGAAGCAGGGAGAGACAGGAGAGCAGGGAAGACCUGGCCCUCCCGGUGCAGCGGGGCCCCAGGGAGAGAAGGGUGAUGUGGGGCCUGCAGGACCUCCUGGUGUACCAGGCUCUGUGGUGCAGAGAGAAGGCCUGAAGGGUGAGCAGGGAGCUCCAGGACCACGAGGUCACCAGGGUCCACCUGGGCCCCCAGGAGCUCCAGGUCCAACGGGUCCAGAAGGCAAGGAGGGACCUCCUGGUUUGCAAGGUCUCCGAGGGAAGAAAGGUGAAGUGGGCCCAUCUGGACUCCCUGGACCACUGGGGCUGCAGGGCCCUCCAGGACCACCGGGAGUCCCAGGACCCCCUGGACCCGGAGGCCCCCCGGGUUUACCUGGAGAGAUCGGCUUCCCGGGAAAACCUGGGUUCCCUGGGCAGGCGGGGCCGCCUGGAAAGGAUGGGCUGAAUGGACCCCCAGGCCUGCCAGGACCCAAGGGAGAGCCAGGAGAAAGAGGAGAAGAUGGUCUGCCGGGAAAACCUGGGCUUCGGGGUGAAGUUGGGGAGCAGGGCCUGGCAGGCCGACCUGGAGAGAAGGGAGAGGCCGGGCUCCCUGGUGCUCCAGGAUUCCCAGGUGUGAGGGGAGAGAAAGGAGAGCAAGGAGAGAAAGGUGAACUGGGCCUCCCAGGACUGAAAGGUGACCGAGGGGAAAAGGGUGAAGCUGGUCCAGCAGGACCCCCUGGCUUACCUGGAACUACAUCCCUGUUCACCCCACACCCAAGAGUGCCAGGAGAACAAGGGCCAAAAGGAGAGAAGGGUGACCCUGGCGUGCCUGGGGAACCGGGAUCACCGGGCCGUCCUGGAGAAUUAGGGCCUCGGGGGCCCACUGGACCGCCGGGUGCCAAGGGACAAGAAGGUGCACAUGGGGUGCCCGGACCAACUGGAAACCCUGGCGCUCCUGGACCUGUGGGUUCCCCUGGUCCCAGUGGCCCCCCAGGAAGUGUGGGCCCCCCUGGCGUCAGAGGCCCCCCUGGGAAAGAUGGGGAGCGGGGUGAGAAGGGAGCAGCAGGUGAAGAAGGGAGCCCAGGGCCAGCUGGCCUCAGGGGCGAUCCUGGUGCUCCUGGGCUCCCUGGGCCACCCGGAAAAGGGAAAGAUGGAGACCCGGGACUUCGUGGACCACCUGGAUUACCUGGACCUCUAGGAAGCAAGGGGGACCGAGGUGCACCUGGGAUACCUGGCUCUCCCGGCAACCGUGGCGACCCAGGCAUUGGGGUUGCUGGCCCUCCUGGCCCUUCUGGACCACCGGGAGACAAAGGACCUCCGGGGUCUCGAGGCUUACCUGGAUUCCCCGGCCCCCAGGGACCAGCUGGCCAGGAUGGUCUACCAGGAAAUCCAGGAGAAAGAGGACCUCCUGGUAAACCAGGCCCCUCUCCAUUCCUGUCUCCAGGGGACAUCAAUCUCUUGGUUAAGGAUGUGUGCAAUGACUGCCCUCCAGGCCCCCCAGGCCUCCCUGGUCUGCCAGGUUUUAAAGGGGACAAAGGUCUCCCAGGAAAGCCAGGGAGAGAAGGCCCAGAAGGGAAAAAGGGAGAUGCUGGUCUCAGAGGCCUCCCAGGGGCCCCUGGAGUAGCUGGCCCACAGGGAAGUAAAGGAGAGCGUGGUGCAGACGGUGAGGUUGGACAGAAAGGUGAUCAGGGUCACCCUGGAGUUCCAGGUUUCAUGGGGCCCCCAGGGAACCCUGGGCCACCAGGAGCAGGUGGAAUUGCAGGAGCUGCUGGACCACCAGGAAUCCAAGGACCACCGGGAAAAGAAGGUCCUCCUGGCCCCCAAGGCCCAUCUGGAUUACCUGGAAUCCCAGGAGAAGAAGGCAAAGAGGGCAGAGAUGGGAAACCAGGUCCCCCUGGAGAGCCGGGCAAAACAGGAGAGGCGGGUCUGCCAGGACCUGAGGGAGCCCGAGGUCCCCCCGGCUUCAAGGGACAUACAGGCGAUUCUGGUGCACCUGGUCCCCGGGGAGAGCCUGGUGCCAUGGGGCCCCCUGGCCAGGAAGGGUUACCAGGAAAAGAUGGUGACAUUGGACCCACAGGGCCACAGGGUCCCCAAGGAUUGAGGGGCCUACCGGGUAAGAAUGGAUCACCUGGAUCUCCAGGGGACCCUGGAACCCCAGGAAGCCCAGGCCAGAAGGGAAACAAAGGAGAAAAUGGCAGCCCAGGGCUCCCCGGCUUCCUGGGUCCCCGUGGUCCUUCGGGAGAGCCAGGAGAGAAAGGAGUCCCAGGCAAGGAGGGUGUUCCUGGGAGGCCCGGAGAAGCAGGACCCAAAGGAGAAAGGGGAGAUCCCGGGGUCAAAGGUGACAAGGGAGCUCCUGGUGGGAAGGGUCAGCCAGGGGACCCUGGGAUUCCAGGCCACAAAGGCCACACAGGCCUGACGGGCCCCCAAGGACCACCUGGAGAGAACGGACCAGCUGGACCCCCGGGGCCUCCAGGCCAGCCAGGAUUUCCAGGACUGAGGGGGGAAUCUCCAUCGCUGGACACUCUCCGGAGGCUCAUCCAAGAAGAACUCAGCAAACAGCUGGAAACCAAACUCGCCUACCUCCUGGCCCAGAUGCCCCCAGCGCAUGUGAAGGCAUCUCAAGGCAGACCUGGGCCCCCAGGACCCCCUGGAAAAGAUGGGCUUCCGGGCCGGGCAGGCCUGAUGGGGGAGCCAGGACGGCCCGGGCAGGUGGGUCUGGAAGGACCCUCUGGACCAAUAGGUCCGAAAGGGGAGCGAGGAGCCAAAGGUGACCCGGGUGCACCUGGAGUUGGCCUCCGAGGCGAGAUGGGGCCUCCUGGGAUCCCAGGUCAACCCGGGGAACCUGGCUAUGCUAAAGAUGGGCUUCCUGGGCAUCCCGGCCCUCAAGGGGAGACAGGACCAGCUGGACAUCCUGGGCCCCCUGGCCCACCUGGACCCCCUGGCCAGUGUGACCCCUCUCAGUGUGCCUACUUUGCCAACCUCGCUGCCCGACCUGGUAAUGUGAAGGGCCCCUAGAAGAUUCUGGAACACCAGGAGAUGGCGGUGGAUUUCUGAAACUUGAACUCAGAGCCUGAUGGGAAGCCAGAGGUCUUGAAACACUUCAGCCAUGUGUUUUUUCUUUCUUUUAUCAUUUGCUUUUGUUUAUUUUCUUGAGAGACCUCAAAAUUAUUAAAACCAACAGAUGCUGCCGGUCGGUCAGAUUAUUAUUAAUAUUAUUAUUAUUGUUAAUUAUUAUUAUUAUUAUUUCCUAUGAUAAUGCUUUGUGAGAUUUUUCCCCUCUCCUCUCAAGUUGGGAAAACUUGAUUUGUGGGACAGUGCAUUGUUUUUCUUGGUUCUUCUGACAGCCCCGAUCUGAAGUGUAGCCGCCCCCUUUAAGAAAACUCUUGGUGCUAUGAAACACUGACCAGACACUUGCCAACUUGACCUCUUUCCUCAAAAGGAAACUUUAAGAAAAUGCAAAGAGUUACUAUUAUUGGUCGUGCCCAGAAGUCACCCAGGGUGAAACUAUCCAGAAGUCACCACUUCCCAGGAGAGACAAGUGAAGCAGGAAGAGAAAGAAUUUGCAGACAUGAAGAAUGUUUGUGCCUCCUGAUGGAAAGUGCACACAAAGAGGACACAGUUGGUCCUUUGGGAGCAAAUGUGGCCACCUUGAUGUUUCAAGCUUACAGAAGUGAAAUAAUAGCACUUGGGUUGGCAAAGCUUCAUGGAAUCCUGUGUCUAGGCCAAAGAUGGGGAAGCUGGUAUGGAGAAAGCACCCCUGAGAGUUAAUUUGGCUUCUAAGCUUUGGAUAGGACUCCUUCAAGCUCCUCACUGUUGGUUUCACUCACUUUAAUUGUAAAAUAAGGGGUCUGGUGACCACUCCCAUGUUUUCCUGAUGGUGGACAAUUGGCUAGGGCACUGGCCAGAAUUGGCAAAUUUGUGCCUCCAGGAUUCUGCCUCUGAAAUAAAUUGCAUUGAGCGUAUGUGUGCAUGUGACAUGCCUGGCAUGAAAAGGUGCUCAAUAAAUCCUAGUUUCCUUCUCCUCA